UCGUCAUCCCUCGCCAUGCCCCUCGCGCCAUCCCCCGCGCCGGCGGCGGUGCACCACCCGCUCCUCCCCUCCCGGGGGCUCGCCCCGCCGCGGCGCGGCGGGCUCAUCCGCGCCCACGCGGUGCGCGCGGCGCCGCGGCCGCCGAGCCAGUGGGCGCCGGGCAGCUGGCGGGAGCGCCCGGCGCUGCAGCAGCCGGAGUACCCGGACAAGGCCGGGCUGGAGGAGGUGCUGCGGACGGUCGAGGCCUUCCCGCCGAUCGUCUUCGCCGGGGAGGCGCGCAACCUGGAGGAUCGGCUCGCGGAGGCGGCCCUCGGCCGGGCCUUCCUCCUCAUGGGCGGCGACUGCGCCGAGAGCUUCAAGGAGUUCAACGCCAACAACAUCCGGGACACCUUCCGCGUCCUCCUCCAGAUGUCCGUCGUGCUCAUGUUCGGUGGGCAGAUGCCCAUCAUCAAGGUAGGAAGAAUGGCAGGUCAAUUUGCAAAGCCAAGAUCAGAUGGCUUUGAAGAGCGGGAUGGAGUGAAGUUGCCUAGCUACAGAGGAGACAACAUUAAUGGGGAUAUAUUUGAUGAGAAGUCAAGAGUGCCAGAUCCACAGCGCAUGAUCAGGGCGUACUCACAGUCAGCAGCAACACUGAAUUUGCUCCGAGCGUUUGCUACUGGAGGUUAUGCCGCCAUGCAGAGGGUAACACAGUGGAAUCUUGACUUCACAGAGAAAAGUGAACAGGGUGAUAGGUACAUGGAGCUGGCUCAUCGAGUUGACGAGGCUUUGGGGUUCAUGUCAGCUGCUGGGCUCACUGUAGAUCACCCUAUAAUGAGAACGACAGAAUUCUGGACAUCACAUGAAUGUCUUCUUCUUCCCUAUGAGCAGGCACUUACUCGUGAGGAUUCCACCUCUGGCCUCUAUUAUGACUGUUCUGCCCACUUCCUGUGGGCUGGAGAGCGUACUCGCCAGCUUGAUGGCGCCCAUGUGGAGUUUCUCAGAGGCAUUGCCAACCCCCUGGGUAUCAAGGUCAGCGACAAAAUGGACCCCCAAGAACUUGUGAAGUUGAUUGAUAUCUUGAACCCUGAAAACAGGCCGGGAAGAAUAACUAUCAUCACGAGAAUGGGACCUGAGAACAUGAGAGUCAAACUCCCCCACCUCAUCCGUGCUGUUCGUGGUGCUGGCCAGAUAGUAACAUGGGUGACUGACCCAAUGCAUGGGAACACAAUGAAAGCCCCUUGUGGCCUUAAGACGCGCUCCUUCGACAGAAUUUUGGCUGAGGUGCGUGCAUUCUUUGAUGUCCACGAGCAAGAAGGGAGCCACCCUGGGGGAGUUCAUCUGGAGAUGACCGGACAAAACGUGACGGAGUGCAUUGGCGGUUCACGCACGGUGACGUUCGAUGAUCUGAGUUCACGCUACCACACGCACUGUGAUCCAAGGCUCAACGCCUCGCAGGCGCUGGAGCUGUCAUUCAUCAUCGCUGAACGCCUCCGGAGGAGGAGGGCCGCCUCGUGGGCCUUGGACAAUCAGCGGGGCUCCGUUCCUUCGUCCAUGGGACUUUGAAGGGACACUGUAAAUUUAUAUGAGAAAUAUCAACAUCUUCUGUAAAAUUUCCUGUUGCUUUUUUUUUUGCGAAAAAAUUUCCUGUUGCUUCUCUACUAACUUCACAUCAUAGUUGUCUCAGUUUUUAUUUUUACUUGUACGUAUGAAGUAUGAACAAUACUUUGCAAGAAGGAUGAGAUCAAUUACUCCCCUCCAUCUAA
This is a messenger RNA of Lolium rigidum, 1742 nucleotides long. RefSeq names its product phospho-2-dehydro-3-deoxyheptonate aldolase 1, chloroplastic-like. The record is from RefSeq and is a predicted model, not a curated record. The coding region runs from base 16 to 1542 and encodes 508 amino acids. Gene Ontology annotation, molecular function: 3-deoxy-7-phosphoheptulonate synthase activity. Gene Ontology annotation, biological process: aromatic amino acid biosynthetic process. Lineage: Eukaryota; Viridiplantae; Streptophyta; Magnoliopsida; Poales; Poaceae. The transcript has 5 exons.